Messenger RNA from Xylaria bambusicola, 705 nucleotides. RefSeq lists its product as uncharacterized. Lineage: Eukaryota; Fungi; Ascomycota; Sordariomycetes; Xylariales; Xylariaceae. Gene Ontology annotation, molecular function: mitochondrion autophagosome adaptor activity. The transcript is spliced from 2 exons. Gene Ontology annotation, biological process: mitophagy. The coding region runs from base 1 to 705 and encodes 234 amino acids. The record is from RefSeq and is a predicted model, not a curated record.
AUGUCCUCCAUACCAACACAAGUUGCCGAAGUGAUCCAGACGGCGCAUAUUAAGCGCGAGCCCUCGCCCCGACACGACCUGAACCCAUCCACAGCAGCCUCGACAAGGGAACCCGCAUACCUUCCUUCUACUUCGCCGGGACAGCGACACGAGGCUGAAUCAGACGACAGCAUAGAUGCCGAUGAAGAAGAUGAGAUCCCGCUUAGUGUAUUAGUGCGACCGCGCGGAGCCGAGCGCCGUCGGCGCUCGCCUUCGUUCCCGCCGAUGCCUGACCUCCGCUUCGAACAGAGUUAUCUGCACAGCAUUGCCGGCGCCGAGACAUGGGGACGAGUUGCGUGGAUCACGGUACGGGAUCAGUUCCCGGUUGGUUUCAUAUUCCAGAGCCGUUACCAGGAGCUAGAGGAGGCGAUGCCUUCAAGCGGACAGUUUCCAUGGCUGAUUGACUGGUUGCAUGAUGUAUGGACUGACGGAUUCCCAUUUCUACAUCGUUUGCAGAUUAUGAUGCCCCUCGCCCAAGGUGUUCUCUAUAACCUCGCUAUAGUCGGCUGGCAACACUGGAAUCAAAACGCGCAGAUGAGCGGGAGCUCGGUUGGCGCCCGUCUUCGGCGCUGGUGGUACGGCGUGAAUAACUGGCCCCUUCCGGAGAGGGCAAAGGCAUGGGAAGGGCGUCGGGAAAUCAGGAUAAACGGUUCAUGGAGAUCAUGA